Messenger RNA from Fusarium pseudograminearum CS3096, 2352 nucleotides. RefSeq lists its product as uncharacterized. Gene Ontology annotation, molecular function: 6-phosphofructokinase activity; identical protein binding; fructose-6-phosphate binding. Lineage: Eukaryota; Fungi; Ascomycota; Sordariomycetes; Hypocreales; Nectriaceae. The record is from RefSeq and is a predicted model, not a curated record. Gene Ontology annotation, cellular component: cytoplasm; 6-phosphofructokinase complex; mitochondrion. The coding region runs from base 1 to 2352 and encodes 783 amino acids. Gene Ontology annotation, biological process: canonical glycolysis; fructose 1,6-bisphosphate metabolic process; fructose 6-phosphate metabolic process. The transcript has 3 exons.
AUGGCUCCCAAGAAGAAGAUCGCCGUCAUGACCUCGGGAGGUGACUCCCCUGGUAUGAACGCUGCUGUUCGAGCUGUCGUGCGCAUGUCUCUGCAUAUGGGCUGUGACGCAUUUUGCGUCUAUGAGGGAUAUGAAGGUCUGGUCCAGGGCGGCGAUUUCAUCCGACAGAUGCAGUGGGACGACGUUCGAGGCUAUCUCGGAGAGGGUGGCACACUCAUCGGUACUGCUCGAUGCAUGGCCUUUUACGAGCGUCCCGGUCGAUUGGUAGCCGCCAAGAACAUGGUUCUAUCUGGCAUUGAUGCCCUUAUUAUUUGCGGUGGUGACGGAUCCUUGACUGGUGCCGACAGGUUCCGAGCUGAAUGGCCUUCUCUUUUGGAGGAGCUUGUUUCAACGGGCCACUUGAAGGAGGAACAAACCACACCUUACAAGCAUCUUAACAUCGUAGGCCUUGUUGGCUCCAUCGACAACGAUCUCACAGGCACAGACGCCACCAUCGGCUGCUACUCUGCGCUCGCCCGUAUUUGCGAGAUGGUUGAUUACGUUGAGGCGACUGCUUCUUCACACUCCCGCGCUUUCGUUGUUGAGGUGAUGGGACGACACUGCGGUUGGCUGGCUCUCAUGGCUGGUGUUGCGACUGGUGCAGACUUUGUCUUUAUUCCCGAGAGACCUCGUGAGAAUGACUGGCAAGAGGAGAUGAAGGUCGUUGUUAGAAGACAUCGAGCACUCGGAAAGCGCAAGACAAUUGUCAUUGUCGCCGAGGGUGCCCGCGACAACAACGGAACCAAGAUCGGCGCCGAAGAAAUCAAGGACAUCCUAGCCGACAAGAGCAAGGGAGGUCUUGCUCUUGACACCCGUAUCACCACUCUCGGUCACGUUCAACGAGGUGGUACUGCUGUCGCCUACGACCGAAUGCUCGCUACCCUACAGGGCGUGGAAGCCGUCAAAGCUGUCCUUGAAGCUACCCCCGAGACCGAGACUCCCUUUAUCGCCAUUAACGAAAACAAGAUUGUUCGCAAGCCUCUGAUGAAAGCUGUUGCCGAGACACAGGAACUCGCCAAGGCUGUUGACGCCAAGGACUUCGAUAAGGCUAUGUCUCUACGAGAUGCUGAGUUUGCCGAUCAAUGGAACUCUUAUAUGUUGACAACCAACGUCAUGGUCGAUGACGAGAAGUUGCCGGAGAGAGAACGCAUGCGAAUCGGUUUCAUCAACGUCGGUGCCCCUGCUGGUGGCAUGAACGCCGCAGUUCGUGCGGCUGUCGCAUACUGUCUUUCAAAGGGCCACGAACCCCUUGCUAUUCACAACGGUUUCGCUGGAUUUGCGCGACACCAUGACGAUAAGCCCCUCGGUGCAGUUCGUCCGUUCGACUGGCUCGAGGUUGAUGGUUGGGCAAGCAAGGGUGGUUCCGAGAUUGGCACAAACAGAGAGCUUCCUGGCGAGUCAGGCAUGGAACUGAUUGCCAACUUGAUUGAGGAACACAACUUUGAUGCUCUGUUCAUCGUUGGUGGUUUCGAGGCUUUCCACUCCGUCACACAGAUGCGCAAGGCUAGGACGCAAUUCCCCUCUUUGUGCAUCCCCAUGUGCCUUCUCCCUGCCACAAUCUCCAACAACGUUCCCGGAACAGAAUACUCUUUGGGAUCCGAUACCUGCUUGAACGAACUUGUCAACUACUGUGACAAGAUCAAGCAAUCCGCUUCUGCCACGCGUCGUCGUGUGUUUGUUAUUGAGACACAGGGAGGCCGAUCCGGUUACAUUGCUACCUUGGCUGGUCUUGAUGUCGGUGCUUCCGCUGUCUACAUUCCCGAAGAAGGCAUUUCCCUCGAGAUGCUUAACUCUGAUGUCAACCAUCUCAAGGAAGUGUUCCGAAAGGACAAGGGUCAGACUCGUGCUGGACGCCUAAUUCUCGUCAACGAGAAGGCCAGCAAGGUCUACAGCGCAAAGCUGAUUGCCGACAUCAUCCGUGAGGAGGCUCACGAUAGAUUCGAGAGCCGAGAGAGCAUCCCCGGUCACGUCCAGCAGGGCGGUGUUCCUUCCCCUAUGGAUCGCUGCCGAGCUGUUCGCCUGGCCAUCAAGUGUAUUCAGCACCUCGAAGGUUAUGGACGCAAUGCCCACAACCACGUCAAGAAGGACCCCAAGAGUGCCUCAGUCAUUGGCAUUCAGGGAUCUGAGGUUGUAUUCUCUGGAGUGGAAGAUCUGGAGGAGAACGGCACAGACUGGCCCAACCGACGACCCAAGACUGCCCACUGGAUGGGUCUUUCUGAGACAGUGGACAUGUUGGCGGGCCGUCCCAAUUACCCCGUGCCCGAAAAGAGCUUGACAGGGUUGAUCGCAAAGGACACAAAACGUGGUCUUUAA